AUGAAGUUCCACUCUUUGAUGGCCUCUGCCGGCCUUCUUUCUGGGCUUGCCUUGGCUCACCCCGAGGAACGCUUGUCUCGCCGCGAGAUUGACCGUAGAGGUGCACUGUUUAAGAGAUGCGAACCGAAUAUCGCCAAAAUGAACAAGAAGCGCCAUGCCAAGCGCAUGGCGAAACGCCAGAUCGACUGGUCCAAUACCACCAUCCCAGAGGCACAGCCCUACUACCAUGUUAUUCAGAAUACAACCUGCAUUCAGGUUCCAGAUAUCAUCCAGGGACCCUACGUGUGGCCACAGUCUGAGCUCCUGAGGACGGAUAUGAGUGAGGACCAACCAGGUGUUCCCCUGACAAUGGACAUUGGGGUUCUUGACAUGGCCACUUGCGAGCCGCUGACGGACGUGAUGGUGAGCCUUUGGCACGCCAACGCCACGGGCUCUUACUCGUCCUUCACCGCUCUUGACCCCAACCUGGUCUUCGGGGACCUGCUCACAUCACUAAACAUGACGCGAGCCGACAUGGAAUAUGGAGUGACCGAUAUCCACACGGACGACACGACAUUCUUGCGCGGAAUGUACCCAACAGACUCCGAAGGUGUCAUGGAAAUGAAGACGGUGUUCCCAGGCUUCUACGCCGGUCGCAGCUUGCACGUUCACAGUCAGGUCUACACUGACUACACCCUUUUCCCCAACGGCACCAUCAGCUCCGGCUAUCUUGUCAGCACUGGUCAGCUCUACUUCGACGAAUCGCUAUCAGCCGAGCUCAUGGCGCUUGAACCUUACGCGAGCCACACUCAGACCCCGCGUGUGACCAACGACAUUGACCAGUUUUUUCCCGACGGCCUGGAGAACGGAUGGAACCCGGUAUUUGAUGUCAUUCCCGCCGAUGGCGUCGAUCCCAAAAACGGCAUGAUCGCGUACAUAACCAUGGGCAUCGACACAAACAAUAUACAGAACGCACCCAUGAAUAUCAAGACUCCCGGCGAAUAA
This is a messenger RNA of Diaporthe amygdali, 984 nucleotides long. RefSeq lists its product as uncharacterized. The transcript is spliced from 2 exons. Bases 1 to 984 code for a protein of 327 amino acids. Gene Ontology annotation, molecular function: oxidoreductase activity, acting on single donors with incorporation of molecular oxygen, incorporation of two atoms of oxygen; ferric iron binding. Lineage: Eukaryota; Fungi; Ascomycota; Sordariomycetes; Diaporthales; Diaporthaceae. The record is from RefSeq and is a predicted model, not a curated record.